AUGCAGCCGGUGCAGCGCACGGGCUUGGCCUUGGCGGCGGCCUGGCCGGGCGUGGGGCUGAAGCCGCAGUUCAUGCUGCUGCCGCUGGUCCUGGCUAGCGCCAGCGCCGUUGCCUGGCGCCGGCCGGAGCGCAGCGUCUCGGUGCUGCUGGCCCUGGCUGCCACCCUGCUGUCGCCUUUGGGGGUGGCGCUCUUCCGACCCCUGGUGAGCCUGGUGACCUCCUUGCUGCUGAAGUCCUCGGCCAAGCACCUCAGUGACAUCCUGGUAAGGACGACGCUGGAGCUGGUGCGGAACGAGGAAGGCAUGGACCAGCUGGUCGACUCCGCCAGCGAAGCCAUGCGCAAGGCCAUGACCAACAAGCAGGUGCAAGGUGCCCUGAAGGAGACGGUCAUCGACUCCCUGCAGGAUGAUCACCUGCAGCAGGAGAUGAUCAAGACUUUGACCAAGGCCGCCAUCCUAUCCUCCGGCGACCACCUGCUGCGCGCGCACCUCCUCGACGUGGGCAAGGAUGCCCUGGUCCGCGCCAUGAAAGAUGAGGGCUUCAUGGCUGAAAUGGUGUCCAUGAUCUCGAAGUCCGCGUUGGCCGCUUCGCGGGACCGAGAGCUCCGCGAGAACACCUUGGAUGUCGUGAAGUCCGCGGUGACGGAUGCGCUGAAGGACAAGGGCUUCAUUCAGGAGAUGUUCAGCACUCUGACUCGCGCGGCCAUCUCUGCGUCCAAGGACCCUGACCUCCGCGAGUCCCUCCUCUCGGUGGUGAAGGAGGCCGUGGUGGAUGCCCUCAGGGACCAGGGCUUCAUGGAGGCCUUCCAGGAGGCCAUGUGCAAGAGCCUCAAGGACUCAAGGGAUUCAGUAUGGGGGGGGGGGGGGGAAGGGUUUAGGGUUUAG
This is a messenger RNA of Symbiodinium natans, 885 nucleotides long. The record is from the annotation of a GenBank genome assembly. Lineage: Eukaryota; Dinophyceae; Suessiales; Symbiodiniaceae.